AUUGCGAUCUUAAAUCGAUCUGCAGCUUUUUCUAACCUUUUUUUCUCACCCCUGCUUGAAACAACUCGGAGAACCAUUAAACAAAGUUCAAACCAAAAAUUCUCAAAGUACAAACCAAAUCCCUACCAAGCUUAUGUAGAUGCCCAUGAAAAGGGAGAGACUUAGCCCACCUCCACUGUCAAUGUUGCCGCCACCACCACCACUUCAUUGUCUUUCUCCUGGGCAAGAAAUCUUUGUCAGGGUCUCUGCCCCCAAAAACGUCACCACUGGUUCCAUCCCUCCUCACCACCGCUGCCGCCACCUUUGUCAUCACUGGUGCUGUGGGGUGCAAUCUUUUCCCACUAAGUGGGCAAGAAGAAAAAAGGGAACAAAUAUUGCUAAAACUAAAUGAGUAAAGAAAAUUUCUAGGGGAGUGAGAUCGCGGAGAUUCGAAAUCCAAGACGUGCCACAAGGGUCUGACUGGACAGCUUUCAAUGGGUUGCUUUCUUCUCUCGAUUCUGGAUAUAAUCUACCAAGGAGUAGCUUUCAUAUAUGGAGUUUCUAGGGCCAAUUUUUCAAGUGAUAAAGUGCUUUGGGGGUUCAACAUGUAACUAUAUAGACCAGCACCGAAAACUUGAAGAAAAUGUGAAUGAUCUAAGAAGAAAAGUGAAUGACUUGAAUAUUCGAAAGCAGGACCUGGAAUUAAGAAAGGAAGCAGAGAUUCGUCGCAGAAAAGUGGUGAAGAAAGAAGUGGAGAAAUGGUUUGAAGAAGUAGAAAGGAUGAACACUGAAAUGGAAAGGAUUGAAAAGAAGUUUCAUGCUGUUUCAUACUUGUUACGUGGCCGCCUGGCAAAAUCUGUUUGUCGAAAGAUUGAAGAAGUCAAGGAAAUUCACCAACAAGGCAGUUUCCCUGAAGGUGUGGCGGUUGAUGGCCCUCCAGCCCCUGGGGUGACAUUAACAACUCCAAAGCUAGAAGGUGAAAUUGAUGUGAAAGAACAAAUUUGGGAGUGUUUGAUGGGUGAUGAGGUUGGGAUGAUCGGAGUGUGUGGAAUGGGUGGCAUAGGAAAAACUACCAUCAUGAAGCAUAUCAAUAAUCAAUUGUUGGAGGAGGCUCUAUUUGAUAAAGUGAUAUGGGUCACUGUAUCAAAAGAUUUGAAUAUCUUCAAAAUACAAGAAGAUAUUGCAAAUUCUAUGAAACAGUCUCUCCCAACAAAUGAACUGGAACGAGCAACAAUAUUGAAGGAUUCUUUGGAGGGAAAGAGAUAUGUGUUGAUCUUAGACGAUGUUUGGAAAAAGUUUUCUUUAUCAGAUGUUGGAAUCCCUGAACCGAUAUUAGGUAAGGGGAUGAAAGUAGUACUCACUAGCAGAUCCAUUGAGGUCUGUAGAUCUAUGAGUUGUGAAGUGGUCAAAGUGCAACCUCUUUCAAGUGAGGAAUCCAUGGAAUUAUUCCUAAAUCAUGUGGGGCAAAGUGUAGUACAACAUCCGGCUUUAAAAGAAAUUGUGAAACAAAUCGUUGAGAAAUGUGGUGGUUUACCACUUGCUAUUGUAACAAUAGCCGGUAGCAUGAAGGGGGUGGAUGAUAUUUGUGAGUGGAGGAAUGCACUAAAUGAAUUAUGUCAACGGGUGAAAAGUAUGAAAGGAGUGGAUACUGAAAUAUUUGAGUGCUUGAUGUUUAGUUAUAAUCGCUUGGGAGAUCCAAAAAUCCAGAAUUGUUUUGUAUAUUGCUCCUUGUAUCCCGAAGAUUAUCCCAUCAAAAGGACAGAGUUGAUAGAAAAGUGGAUUGAUGAGGGACUGAUUUAUGCAGAUACUAGAUGGGCAAUGUAUGACAGAGGCCAUAGUAUUUUAAAUAAGCUUGAAAAUAACUGCUUGUUAGAGAGGGUUAUUGGUGGAAGCUAUGAGAUAAGUGUUAAGAUGCAUGAUGUCUUAAGAGACAUGGCAUUGUUCAUUAAAGGAGCUGGUCCUCAAUUCUAUGUGAAAACUGGCACACAAUUGAAGGAACUACCAGCUGAGCAUGAAUGGACAGGGAAUCUUGAGAAGGUUUCCUUGAUGUAUAAUUCAAUUUUGGAAAUCCCUUCUCACGUUUCACCGAAAUGCCAUAAUUUGUCAACCUUGUUAUUGCAACAACUUGAGGGAUUUGGUUUGCUUCCAGCACCGGGAUAUAAAAUGAUUCCAGAAAAUUUCUUCCUUCACAUGUAUGGACUAAAGGUUCUUGAUCUUUCUUAUACUAAUAUCUCGAAUCUGCCCAAUUCCAUCUCUAACCUGGAAAAUCUUAAUGCCCUGGUACUUCGAGGUUGUUACAACUUAAGAUAUCUGCCUUCUUUAGCAAGGCUAAGAGCAUUGAAAAAGUUGGACCUCUAUAAGACAGGUUUGAGCAAGGUCCCUCCUGACAUGGAAAUGUUAGUAAACCUCACAUAUCUUGGUUUACAAUCAAGGGGUCUACAGCAGCUACCAAUAGGAAUACUGCCGAUGUUUUCUUCUCUCCAAUACUUGGCAACGAUGCUGCAUUUAAAAGGAGAAGAACUAGGCAGAUUGAUGAAGCUUGAAUUUAUUUCUUGCUUAUUUUAUGAUUUGCAAGAGUUUAUGGCAUAUGCGAAGUCUAUACAGGGUAUAUGGCCUACAAAUUUCAUUUGUGCAGUAGGAUCAUCUUUGCCUAGAUAUGCUACACUAUUUGGGGUGGAGAACAUUUUUGAGAAACCUGAAAAUUCUAAGAAUGUAUACUUUGUUAAUUGUGAGAUAAUGAAAGCAGGCCCAAUACUGCUUCCAAUUGACCUGCAUAGUUUUUAUUUUGAGAAGUGUGAUGAUCUCAAAUGCUUAAGCAAUAUUUCUUUUCUCCAUGAAGCAAAUGGCUUGAACAGUUGUUACAUUUGGGAGUGUGAAGGGAUAGAGUGCGUGGUUGAUUUGUCAUUAUCACCUUGCAACUCAUGUCAGAGCAUUGAGAAGCUAAGCCUUGGAAAAUUAUGCAACUUGCUUGAACUUGUGAGAGUAGCAGCAUCAGUUCAAUCUACAUCUCAGACAGCUGAUCCGGCCAUCUUCUCUUCUCUUAAAGCAGUUUAUUUGAAAAAUUGUCCAAGGAUGAAGGAGCUGUUUUCAGUUCAGCUGUUGCAGGGCCUCCAAAACUUGGAGGAAGUGAUGCUUGAAGAUUGUGAAGAAAUGGAGAAAAUAAUAGCAUCUGAUGAAGAAGAGGAAGAGAACGAGAAUCACAAUGGAGAAAGAAGGGGUUCCAACAUAACAACAUUUGUUCUUCCCAAGUUAAGGGAAUUGUCCUUGCACGGCUUACCAAAAUUGAAAAGCAUUUGUGGUAGUGGAGUGAUGAUUCCUACAGGUUUUCUCCGGCGUCUUCAAAUAACAGGAUGUCCUAAACUAAGGAGGAUCCCUUUGUUUCUUCCCCAGCUUGAGAAUGGGCAAUCAUCUCAUCCCCCCUCUCUCAAAAGAAUCUUUGUAAGGCCAAGAGAAUGGUGGGAAUCAUUAGAAUGGGACAAUCCUAAUGAUAUCGCAGUCCUUUCAACCUUUGUUUCUUAUAACAACUGUUAUUAGAAUGGGACAGAGUAGAGCAAUUUGAUUAAAACUGAUUCAACACUGCUCUAACUGUCAACAACAAGCUGUAUGAAUCUCAAGGGGUGCAGUGGCAUACUCAAGCUCAAACAUUAGAGAAGGAAGUAGCAGUUGUGAUGUGGUUUGAUGAUCUAAUUUAUCUAUCAAAACCAUAAUUUCCCUUGCUGUAAUUGCUGGAUGCUGAAAGUGGGCUAUUACCUAUCCGAAAUCCUAAAAGUUUACAAGAGAAGGAAAACUUUGGAGAGAUAGAGCAGAACAUUGAGGAUAGUAAGGAAAACUUGGAGCUUGCACUGUUGGACCUUGCCACAAUAGCUUUUCGGUCAACAAGAAGCUUAGAGAAGGUUGAUCAGAAGUCUGAACUUGUACAGAAGGGCUACAAUAGCUGAUGAUUAAGAUAUCAAUAUGAAGAAGCUUUCAAGGAGUUCUGGACAAGGACCAUAUGAGUUCAGAAAUAAAGAUAAAAUUUGAUUGCCUAGCCUUAGAAAUGUAGUCUUGUAAAGCUUCUUGGUUAGGUUGUUGCAUUCAAAGAGAGGAGAAUAUGCUGAUCUACCAAGUCAUCCCCAACAAAAGCCUGGAGUUCAUCAUAUUUGGUCUGGAUCACUCAAAAUGUAUGUCAGAUCAUCUGUGGCGAGCGUGCAUUGCCUCCGCCAAACCAAUUGGUUUUCCUAUUUGCAAGAACUAGUCAGAAGCUGAUACAUUUGCAGGCAGAUAUUAGUUUUCAGUGUAUUCACAGGAGGGAAAAGAAAUUGCUGUGAACAGGCUUGAAACGAGUUUUGUACAAGGAUUAAAUACUGAGUAGGUAUAAAUAUUCUCAAAGAUCAAUUACUGACCUCCCUUCAAUCUGUCUUCUCGGAUGAACUUCAUCUAAUGCUUGCUCAUUUCAGUAGUUAGCUUUAAUUUGUACUUGAAAAGCACAUUAAGCAGAUUAUAUGUGAUUAUUUGCUUGAUAAUUCC
Durio zibethinus is the source of this 4485-nucleotide messenger RNA. Its product is annotated as putative disease resistance protein At1g61300. Lineage: Eukaryota; Viridiplantae; Streptophyta; Magnoliopsida; Malvales; Malvaceae. The record is from RefSeq and is a predicted model, not a curated record. Gene Ontology annotation, molecular function: ADP binding; protein binding.